Glycine soja is the source of this 924-nucleotide messenger RNA. RefSeq lists its product as uncharacterized. The transcript has 2 exons. Lineage: Eukaryota; Viridiplantae; Streptophyta; Magnoliopsida; Fabales; Fabaceae. The record is from RefSeq and is a predicted model, not a curated record. The coding region runs from base 114 to 518 and encodes 134 amino acids.
GCAGCUAAACCGCGAUCUCUCGAACUCUUGAGGGGCAUUUCCACUUCUUGUUUGAGGCGGCUUCUUUCUCGUUGGAUGAGCUGGUUGAUAUUUUGAACGUGCCGGUGGCCUUGAUGAUAGCCGACUCGGCGUGCUCCAAGAGCCACCGAAUGGUCUUGCCGUCGGACUUGUGGUCGAUCUCUCGGGUCAGUUGGAAGAUCCAGGUGACGCAGGCAUUGGUCUACGACAUUGGUCUCUCCGAGGAGAGACAUGGCCAAGCUGCAGGUCGGCGUCUCCUUGGUCUGGUGCGAGGGCAACCGUUGUGUGACGACGGACAACUCUUCUCUGCCAUGGUGGUUUGCAAGCCGUUGGGCACUGAACUGUUAACAAAGGCAAACUUCAAUUGGAAAAUAACUUGGGCCUCAAAGCUUGAGAAGUGUCAUUGCAUCGUUGUGCUACCACAAAAUGAGUUGGAAGUGAAAGCAGAAGACACAACACACACUAUACCAUGCCUUCUGCUCCUUCCAAACUCUACGUAGGUUCUUUGCAUUCUCUCAAUCCCUUAUUCACUAUAUAUGCAGGGUCUGAUGUUUUGGGCGAUGAUGAUAUCAAAGCAGAAGGUGGCUCAUUUGGCAUUAAAGCCGUUGGGGAGGAACAAUGCAAUUGAUGGAACGUGUGGAGUUGGAACGAAAGAACCCCAACUUAUUUUCGCUUCUGUAGACAGUGAGGAAAUUGUUGAUGAUUAAACUUACUUUUAAAUUAGCAAGAUAUAUAGCUUUUCUUUUCUUUCUGUUUGGUCCCUACUUAAUUAUGAUUUUAAUUUAUUUGGGCUUAGAACAAGUUUAUUAAUUGUUUGGGCUUACAAAUGUGCCCGUUACAAAUACCAAGUGAGCAAUCUAUUUCCCAAAACUGUUUGAGCUAUAUUUACAACAAUAAUUUGCAUCA